GAAGUGAGUCCCGCACCGAAAGGUGCCCCACCCGCCCAAUGGGCGCCAGCGCUGUGUGUUCGCCUUUCGGUUCCGCCGUCUGGACAGCCGGUUCCGGAGCCUGCGGACAACCUUUCCUGGGAGGUUAUGGAUAGGAGAAUCCCAGAUUUCCGGGUAUGGUGGAAGGUUUAGCACGAUGUUGCAGUCUGCAUGGAGUUUGGACAACACUUUACCAGUGCCAAAGCUCCCUCAACAUUGGGCAAGGGCUGUUAUUGGUGCACUAGCCCUUCUGUGUUUUGGCAUUAGUUACGAUGGAGACUUUGUCUUUGAUGAUUCCGAAGCCAUUAUCAAUAAUAAGGAUCUUAGACCAGAGACAUCACUUAGCAACCUUUGGGAACAUGACUUCUGGGGAUCUAACCUGAUCAGCAACACCAGUCAUAAAUCCUAUCGACCAUUCACAGUGCUUACAUUCCGGUUGAAUUACCUGAUAGCUGGAGGAUUGCAUCCAGUUGGAUUCCACGUGGUCAACAUUGCACUUCACAGCGUGAUUUCUGUGAUGACCCUCGAUGUGUUCUCGGUGCUUCUCGGUGGUCUUGAGCAUGAUGAGAAAGGGAGGCUGAUCAGCAGAGCACCCAAAGCGUCAUUUCUAGCUGCACUGUUCUUUGCUGUGCAUCCGAUACACACAGAAAGUGUUGCUGGGAUUGUUGGCAGGGCAGACCUCCUCUGUGCUCUAUUCUUUCUAUUGUCCUUUAUCAGCUAUUGUAAAGCCUUCAGAAAAUAUGAUGCAGAAGGAGAGUUCUCCUUUUACUGGAUCUUUGCCAGCUUGUUGCUUUGUGCAGUAGCGAUGCUUUGCAAGGAACAGGGUAUCACAGUGCUGGGUGUGAAUGCAGUUUUUGAUGCGCUUGUGAUCUGUAAAAUGGAUAUCCUGCAACUAGGCACUGCACUGUUACGAAAAGACAAAAUGUCCGAGACACCCCUACCAUGGAAAAGAGGAUUUUUUACCCGAAUCCUGCUGGUGGCAUCUGGUGGGACUGCCCUGCUGUAUGGCCGCUGGCGGAUCAUGGGCACAGGGCCCCCAGCUUUCACUGAAGUGGAUAACCCGGCAUCGUUUGCAGACAGCGCUCUUGUGCGGGCUAUUAAUUAUAAUUACUACUACUCUCUGAACACAUGGUUAUUAGUCUAUCCCUGGUGGCUGUGCUUUGAUUGGUCAAUGGGCUGUUUACCUCUGAUUAAGUCAAUCAGUGACGUUAGAAUAUUUGCCCCUCUCGUACUUUGGUUCUUCCUUAUCGGGAUCGUAUGUCAAGCUUUAUGCUCCACAAACACAGAUGAAAGAAGAAUCCUUGCCUCUGGAAUCACUCUUUUGAUCAUCCCGUUCCUUCCGGCAUCGAACAUUUUCUUCCGAGUAGGAUUUGUGAUUGCUGAGAGGGUGAUAUAUCUCUCCAGUGCAGGUUACUGCCUGCUAUUGUCUUAUGCCAUUUGUAAUUUGUCGAGACAAGGCAGGAGAUUCAAGAACUUCAUCUCUGUUGCUGUGACGUUCUUGGUAAUUCUGAAUGUUAUGCAAUGUGUCAGGCGCAGUUCCCAUUGGAGGACAGAGGAAGAUCUUUUUACAAGCGCUUUGUCAGUUUGUCCCUUCAAUGCCAAGGUACACUACAAUGUUGGCAAAAAUCUAGCUGACCGAGGAAAAGAAAUAUCUGCCAUCCAAUAUUAUAGAGAAGCUGUUAGACUCAAUCCAAAAUAUGUCCAUGCCAUGAACAAUCUGGGAAACAUCUUAAAGGAAAGGAAGGAACUACAUGAAGCAGAGAAGCUACUCUCCAGAGCUGUAGCCAUUCAACCUGAUUUUGCUGCUGCCUGGAUGAAUCUUGGGAUCGUACAGAACAGUUUGAGCAAAUUUGAAGAGGCUGAAAGGAGUUACUGGACAGCAAUAAAAUACAGAAAAAAAUAUCCAGACUGCUACUACAAUUUAGGACGUCUGUAUGCAGACCUGCACCGUACUGUAGAUGCUCUCAAUGCAUGGCAGAAUGCUACUCUUCUCAAACCUAACCACAGUCUGGCUUGGAAUAACUUGAUCAUAUUACUUGAUAACACAGGCAAUUUAGCACAAGCUGAAGCAGUUGGAAAAGAAGCUCUAAAAUUACUACCCAAUGAUCACACAAUCAUGUUUUCAUUCGCAAAUGUGCUCGGUAAAUUGAAAAAGUACAAGGAAUCUGAAAAUCUGUUUCUAAAAGCGCUUCAGAUAAAUCCUACCAUAGCAAGCUAUCAUGGAAAUUUAGCCGUACUUUACCAUCGAUGGGGCAGACUCGAUCUGGCCAGUGAACGAUACAAACUCGCUCUGAAGCUUGAUCCAGCCUCUCCGGGGAUUGCGGAGAACUACAGCUUGCUGAAGAAAAAAUUUGAACAAGCCAGGAAAGGCUGAUGGUGAUGGGAGAAAGUUAAGGACUAGCAAGGGCUCACUGUUAGAAAAUGGUGAACUGCAGCGCUGUUGAAUUGGACUUGCACGUAAAUCUCAGCACAAGCUAGCUAUCCAUCAUGUUUGUACUGUGACGGUGCUAGUUCCCUAUCAUCUUAGUCCUGUUUCUCUGUACCCUUACUUAAUUCCCUCUUAAAUGUUACAGUUGUCUCAUUUGCUGUAGACACUUGCACUGAUACACUGGUUUGGAAAGCCUGGUCCAGUUCCACACAUUAACAGACUCCAUCAGUCUUGGAGCUGGGAUGUCAUUAUCAGAAUCUGAUAAACCCCUCAACCCAGUGUUGCAAGUUGUGGAGUGGCAUGAGCUUGGACCCAGACGUAAGAGAGGUAGAAUACACAGGAAGAGGGUGAGGCCAUUCAGCCCCUCAAACCUGUUCUGCCUUACAGCUAGAUCAUGGCUGACCUGUAUCUUAACCCCAUCUGCCCAUCUUUGUUCCGUAACCUAUAAUACCCAUACCCAACAAAAAUCUAUCAACCUCAGUUGAAAUUUUCAGUUGACCUCUAGCAUUAACAGCCUUUUGGGGGAGAGAGUUCCAAUUACCAUUCCCUCGUUGUGUGAAGAAGUGCUUCCUGACAUCGCUGCUGAACCUCCCUGGCUCUAACUUUAAGGUUCUGUCCCCUUUGUUCUGGUCUCCUUGCACAGAGGAAAUAGUUUCUCGCUCUCUCCGCCCUACCAAUUCCAUAAACAUCUCCAUCAGAUCACUGUCUUCUAAACUAGAGGGAAUACAAGUCCAGUACAUGCAAGCUUCUCAUAGUUUGAUCCUUUUAGCUCUGGUAAAUCUAUGCUGUGUCCCCUCCAAGGUUAGUGUAUCCUUUCUGAGGAUAACUGAAUGCAGUUAUUCCAAAUGGAGUCUAGCCAAAGCUUUAUACAUCUGUAGCAUUGUAUUCUUGACCACUUGAAAUUAAUGACCAAUGUUCCAUUAGCUCUUCCAAUUUUUUUUGUGUGUAUCUGCCAACUAGCUUCUUGUGACUUCCAUACUUGGACCCCUAAAUCUCUCUGCUCCUCCACAGUUAACUUCUCACCAUUUAGACAACACUGCUCUAUCUUUCUUGGGUCCAAAUCAAAUGACUUUGGUGACAGGAGAGAGUAGGGAGUGCCUGGCUUCUGUUGAGUUUGCCCAGUUUGUAACCUGUUUCGUGUGUCCAUUGAGGAGAGGUGUGGAGAAAUCACAGCAUAAUCCCUCUGCACCUUGGAAGAUACUGAACAAAAACCUGCAACCUUUUCAAUUUAUGUUGAGGUAUUUUUCAUUGUUUGUAAAUGUGUCUUCAUUUGGAUCACCUUGAGAAUUGUCAAAAUCAGGAGAGGACAUAUAAGCAAACGGAGUUUAUAUUGAAACUCAGUUGUCCAAUGGGAACAUUAAUGGCAUGUUUUGAAUUGUACAUAUUUGAAGCUGUAAAGCAUUUAUAUUGUCAUUAAAAUAUGCUUUUACAUCCAA
Carcharodon carcharias (great white shark) is the source of this 3882-nucleotide messenger RNA. RefSeq names its product transmembrane O-mannosyltransferase targeting cadherins 4 (gene tmtc4). Gene Ontology annotation, molecular function: protein binding; mannosyltransferase activity. The transcript is spliced from 18 exons. The record is from RefSeq and is a predicted model, not a curated record. Gene Ontology annotation, biological process: endoplasmic reticulum unfolded protein response; protein O-linked glycosylation via mannose. Gene Ontology annotation, cellular component: endoplasmic reticulum. The coding region runs from base 176 to 2392 and encodes 738 amino acids. NCBI's taxonomy places the organism in Eukaryota, Metazoa, Chordata, Chondrichthyes, Lamniformes, Lamnidae.